This is a messenger RNA of Sebastes umbrosus (honeycomb rockfish), 6164 nucleotides long. RefSeq names its product UDP-Gal:betaGlcNAc beta 1,4- galactosyltransferase, polypeptide 5 (gene b4galt5). Gene Ontology annotation, biological process: glycoprotein biosynthetic process; carbohydrate metabolic process. The record is from RefSeq and is a predicted model, not a curated record. Lineage: Eukaryota; Metazoa; Chordata; Actinopteri; Perciformes; Sebastidae. Bases 702 to 1847 code for a protein of 381 amino acids. Gene Ontology annotation, molecular function: UDP-galactose:glucosylceramide beta-1,4-galactosyltransferase activity. The transcript has 9 exons.
CCCCUGUGUAAUGUAAAUCCUGUUAUGCUAAUAAAUAGCUAGCUUAAAAAUAAUAACACCAUCUGGUCAUAACGUUGUGACGUCGCGGUGCUUCGAGUGUGACGUUCCAUUCGAAUUAGUCGGUCGCCGGUGUUACGUCGUUAACGUUGUGACUGAGCAAGCAAGCCUUGUGGUGUUGGGUACCGUCGGUAGGUCGGUCGGUCGGUCGGGUACCGUUAACGCCUACUUUUAGGUAUUGCUCAUUUUUGCGGAGAGAGGCAGCAGCUCCAUUCAUAGCAGGGCUGGUCGGCAGGCAGGCAGCGCAGGAGCGGCCAAACACCAUCACCCACCGACGUAUGAGCCAAAUGAUGGUCUCUCACUGAAAAACACCAGGCCAGGUUGAACUGCGCUAUCAUCGUCAGCCGCUUCGACGUCGGACUAAAACCGAAACCACCACUCUCUCUCUCAGGAAUGGAAAUGUUAAUGUCUUGAUUGACUGGAGGUCUUCCUCUCCUGCGCUUUCGGUCUGCCGCCGCGGAAAUAGCCUGACUUCCUAGUCCUCCUCCUCCUCCUGCCGCAGACCGGCCACCCUACUCGGCUCGUUUAACCCACCAGGCUUGACCAGGCAGGACCACGACCACUGGGGCUUUUUGGACACAACAUACCGUCGUUUGAAGAUACGGAAACCGUGUGUGUGUGUGCUUUUUUCUGCCGCCUGUAUAAUGCCGACACAUUUGCGGUUCCGGAGAAGGUCAUUCCUUGGGCUUUUAUUCCUUUUUUCACUGUCCACCUCCGCAUUGUACUUCAUCUACUCCGCACCCGGAAUCGUGAAUGAGUAUGUGUUCAUGGUCCAAGCCAGAGGGAUCCAAAUCAGAGAGAACGUGAAGAACAUUGGGGCUCAGGUUCUUGAGCAGGUGGUGAGAGGGGCUUACAGCAACAAUGGCACAGAUUAUGCCUAUGACUACAACGUGAGCGCGAGUGAUGCUCCUCCCACCACAUACCUCCCAGACGGCUUCACCUACCUCCCCACUCAGGUUUGCCCGGAGAGGCUGCUCUCCAUGAAGGGCAAGCUGGAGUUGAAUAUGAGCGAAGUGUCUUUGGAGGAAGUGGAGAGAUCCUUGCUGGAGGGAGAGCCUAACAUGGCCCCAGGAGGCUACUGGAAGCCCAAAGACUGUUUACCUCGCUGGAAGGUGGCAAUCCUAGUCCCGUUCAGGAACCGACAUGAACACUUACCCAUUCUCCUGAGACACCUGGUGCCAGUGCUGAGAAAACAGAGACUCCAGUUUGCCUUUUAUUUCAUAGAGCAGGGGGGCACGGAGCCAUUUAACCGAGCCAUGUUGUUCAACGUGGGCUACAAGGAGGCCAUGAAGGACCUGGACUGGGACUGCCUGGUCUUCCACGACGUGGACCACCUCAUGGAGAACGACAGAAAUUACUACGGCUGCACAGACAUGCCCCGACACUUUGCGGUCAAACUCGACAAGUACUCCUACAUGCUUCCGUAUAAUGAGUUCUUCGGCGGGGUCAGUGGCCUAACGGUGAAGCAGUUCCAAAAGAUUAAUGGAUUUCCUAAUGCAUUCUGGGGCUGGGGAGGCGAGGACGAUGACCUCUGGAACAGGGUGCGGUAUGCCAAUCACACAGUAAGCAGACCACACGGAGAGCAGGGACGCUACAAGUCAAUUCCACAUCACCAUCGCGGGGAAGUCCAGUUCCUAGGAAGGUAUAGUCUACUACGCCACUCAAAGGAGAGACAGAGAGUGGAUGGUCUUAACAACCUAAACUACUCCCCCCUAGUGUCCAGGAGGCCUCUCUACACCAACAUCACAGUCACCUUGAGCAGAAAGCUUGCACCCAUAGCCGACUACUGACGUAGGAACAGCUGGACUGCAAAAAAACACCUGGGAAUCAAAGUCCUCUGGGACAUCAGCCAUAUCUCACCAGUUGCAGCACUGCUUAGGACUUUUUAGUUGAUCGAUUCUUUGCUUUUUUUUUUUUUUUUUUGUUUGUAUGCAAAAAAAAAAAAGGAGACUCAAAUAAGUAUGUUGGAUAAAUCAUAUAAAGAAAUUAAGGAUAAAUGCUGCACUUGCUUGUGCCACAGUCCAUCACUCCUCUCAUCUGGGCUUAUCUAGUCUUCGGUCUCCACAUGCCUUUUGCACCAUUUUGGCCUUCAGCAUCCAUUCAUUCAUUCAUUCAUUUCCUUACUCAGUCAAACAAUUAGCUCAGCCCUCACUAUUGUGCUUGUUUAUUCAAAUAAGCCACGCAUUCAAGUUCACACACGUGCACGCACGCAACAGUUUGACUUACAUGUGCUGACCUGGUCCCUGAGGCUUUGAUUUUUUUUUUUUUACUUUGCUCUUGCACUUCUUAUUUUCAUAAAUGCAGUAAAAGCAUGUGAAAACAUUUGCAUGCACACCACGACCACACGCAGCGACUUUUAACUGAGUGGACUCUUGCAGCUGGUUCUGCAGAAGGUUUGCCAAAAUCUACAAGUGAAGAGAGCAAGAGAAAAUGAUCUAUAAAAGAGUGAGUGUUUUCAGUCAUGUAUACCGUAUGUGAAAUAGUCUAUCCUAACUUUAGAGAAUAUUAAAACCUUAAUCAUCUCUCACCACAACUAUGUUUUGUCCUGUGAACCCUACCAUUUAAAAAAAAAAAAGACUGUGAUGUUUGUGUUUGCAUAGUUGCAUUUGGAUGUUCUGGCUAGCUGCGAGUGGCUGUAUGUCGGAGAGCGAUGCUCAUCCUGUUAGCAAUAAGCUGUAAUAUCAGACAGCAGAACAUAGACCUGACUUCCUCACUAUACAGAUGCAAUAGCACGGGUGCUAGCAUACCCUUAUUGGACGACAGAAAAAGGAGUGACUGCGUAUGCAAACUUCACAUUCAACACACCUUUGCCUAAGCAAACAUGCCUCCCUUUUCAGAACCUGUGUGUGUGUGUGUCUGCGUGUGUGUAUAUAAGUGAGGGAGAGCUAUGCAAAUGGCCUGUAUGUAUCCUGUUGUCAGUCUAAGGUCGUCAGGGUGACCUCCAGGAGAAUUCACCCCUGAAUAUGUGGACCGACUGACUUUUAGACCUCACUUUGUGUGCGGUAUGCGAGUCCAGGCCAGGGAGAGAUAAACGUUUUAUUUUUAGAUCCCACAUCCUUAAUGUUUACUCACCUUCAUAUUUUUUUUUUUUUUUUUUACGGGAGAGAAUCGGAGGUAGAGAAUACUUGAUUGCUGUCACUGUCACUUGUGUUUACAGAAGCUUUUGCUUUGUUAUUUUGUUCAGAUUGUCUAGUGUUUGUAAUACUGUUAGCCAGUUCUCCUCCACUGUGGGUGCUGUGAGAACUGUAUCUCUUCAACAACCAAUCUAUCUAUGGCUGCCUUUAUUUUUUUAACUAACACUUCUUUAUGUAGAUGUGGAAAGGGGAAAAGCAGAUGCUUAUUUUAGACGUUCGGGGCGAUAAACCACUGAUUAGCUUUCUUAGCUUCUGGCCAGCGAGUUUGUUUGCGUAGAUCAAAACUUCAGGAUGUUGGUCUAAGGAAAAUUUCCGGUUGGGCGGCAUGCAGCCUGACACUGCUUUGACGCAGAUUGACAGCACUCUAGCAGUACACAGCAGUUGCUAAAAAUGUCCCUUCUCUGAUUUGUUCUCUGAUUUGUGUGUUUUGACAGUGUUGAUUUUGAGUAAAAUAUCCCAAUACUGUAAAUGUAGUUCCUUUUAAAAAAAAAACACACAGACACUCUGUCCUCACCGUCUGUCCUCUAGUCAUGCAGCUACUUCAUUUCACACAAAUCGCCUUGUAUGCAUUUCUUAAGAUGUAUCUUUUUGGGGGGGAAAUGUGGUUGUUGUGUUCCCACAAUGAAAUAAGAAGUAAAGAGGCUGGACCUCAUUUUAUUUAUUUGAUCUUUUAUGAAUUACUUUCUGUAAUUGUUUUUUUUUUUUUUCUUUGCGGUUGACGUGAUGAUGUAGUAGGUGACAUAUGACAGACCGUGUUAGAUGCACUGAAACUCAUAGUAAUGUGUAUUUAUGUGGCAUUGUGAGGUUCAGGUCUGUGUAAACGGGGGAGACGUUCCAUUUCGUUUCGACGCAGACUAUCCUCUGAAUGAAUGAACUGGUUUGGAUGAAAUGGAACGGGAACCCGUAGCCUGGUGUGUAUUAAUCUGCUGAACAGACACGUUGGAGGAAGGCCAUUUUGUGUGACAACCACAGGAAGAGCAAAACGCCUAAUCGAAAAAAAUGCUAGUGGUCGCCGUCUUUCACUGGGAAACCUCCUUUAUAUAUAUUAAUUGAUAAUCAAUGGUGCUGACCCUUCCAGAGCUCCCUUUUGAGGGACUUUCUACUUGCUUAUUGGAGCCAAUCUUAACAUCAUAAAGGCAAAACAUCCCUCCGACCUGCGUAUAAGUGGCGUGGAUAUCCAGUGUUUUUACAUCCGUACAUUUGUAAACCUGCUGCCUUUUCAUCCUGCCAGCCAGGUGAAGCUAAUGCUAAGCUUAUGUUUACCUCCUAGCCAAUCACUCAGGAGGAGCCCAGUGGAAGUCGUGAACAGUAGCAGCAUUUGUGUUAAGUUUUCCUUUCCGCGUGUGUUUGAGUUAAAUGGCUAAACCUCUCAGGAGGUCUAACUGACCUCCUAUUAGAUUUUGAGGUGUUUUUUUUUUGUCAUUUUUUUUUCCAGCACUGAUGUGAAAAUGAUUUAUAGCGACCUGGUUGUUAACAACUCACAGGUUGUUUUUUUUCUAGUUCUUGACACUUACAUGAUACACUGUAUAUUAUCUUUUAUUUUUUUUGUCAUUGCUUUAAAUUAAAAGCUAGAUGGACAUAAAGCAAAAGCCAAAUGGUUUUAGUUUGAGCGUUCAGGUGAAGAAUCAGACCCGGAGCGACUUCUCAGUAUAAAAGAGGAUCUCUGGGUGACGUAGACGUUAUUAGAGUCAGUAUUAGGCUCGAUAUUCCUCAAGAACAAGCAGCUUCAUCAGCCAAUAAUCAACAAGAUGGGUUUUUUCUGACUACUAGACAGCUUUGUCCACCAUGACUUAACAGGGGCAAAUCAGUCAGCGCUCUCUUGCUUUUUAUUUAAAACAGGAAAUGGAUUGUUUUCAGUUUGUGAUAAGAGCAUGCUGGCUAGUCUUUGUCCCUGUUAUAUAUAAAUAUAUACCGUAUAUGGUCUCAAUCCAGACCAAGACCAAGCCUGCUGCUCACUAAAGAGGCUUCAUCGUACCAUAAGCUCACCUGCUCUCAUCCAUUCUGUACCAGUUUAAAUGAAGGGACCUUUUUUUGGGCAUCUGACAAGACUGGCAGCCUUAAAGCUUCUUAAUUUAUUGCAGUGUUUUUUCACUUUUUUUGUUUUUUUUUAUAAGCAAAAAUAUUUAAAUUGAAAAAAAAGUGCAUAUCAAGAAAAACGAUCAUUGUAAAUAUUGUUGUGUGUAGUGUUUUAGAAAUUCUAUAAGGUCUUAAAUCACUACAGAUGCUAGCAUAAAGAACAAGGCUUUGGAGGGAUUCGGCUGCGGGUUUAUCUGGUGCCAUUUGUGAAGCUUACACAGCGACAUCAAUGUUUUUACAUCACUGCUUCCCAGCACAGCCUCUUUUUUUUUAUAAAUUAAAAAUAUCCUUAUCCCAUGAAUUUUAAGAUUCCUCUCACAAUCUGAGGUGUUGUGCAUUCCCGAGGCCUCCCGUUACUUAACAUGCUGCAGCAGUAGAAGAGACACAUCAUGGCAGACGUAUAGGCAACACACUUCACAUGAAGUUCAGUGUCCUUGUUUCUGCGUGUGAUAUCUCUUUGAUAGCAGCAGCGGUCGGGGUAACGUGUAGGUCAGAGGAAAGCACAGCAGGAUAGCGAUGUGUCAGCCAAAAAACAUCAUACGCUUACAAUGCAACGAAACACAGGCACCCAAACCAGCGACACAAUCCACUCUCAAAUCUACACCGAUUUUCUUUUUGUUUUUGUAUGAAAGCUAACUAUUUCAAAAAAAAAAAAAGGAUACAGAUUGCUAAAUUUAAAAAUAUAUAUCUUCUCUGAUUGUAAGGAGAGCUGUUCUCCUUGAAUUGAAGCCAUUUGAAGCCACUUGUCAAAACUUGAUGUCAGCCUUAUGUGGAUCUGUUUGUGUAUCGGCAUAUUAUCUUUUGAUUAUUGAAAUUUGUAUGAUGGAGAUUUUCUUUUAUACCAUCAUUGUUAUUGUCAAAGUACACCAAUAAAAUGAAACUUGUAAAGAUACAGUA